CAAGGGUGGACACAUCAGAGCGGACACAGUCCAGGAUCGAUCGGGCAUUGACAAACCAAUGACAUGUGGGACGUUGGCCGAUCUACUCGCCAAGAUACGUGCUGGCGCAGUUGACAUGAAGCCGCGGACUUCGCUACCUAGUUCUACAUCUGCCGCGCACUUCAGUCGACCGCCACAACCGCAACUCCUCGUGGUGCAAGAACUUGAUGAAGACGAUUGGGAAGACGACCAAGACUGCUCAGACGUCGUCGUGUCCAUUGCUCCAAAACAGCUUGCUUCUCCUCAAGUGGUUGCCAUGGCCAGCACCGAUAAGUCAUCAGAAAGCAAGACGUGCAUCGACCAGGCGAUUGCUCUGAAGCGAAAGGCUCUCGACAUGGAAAAAUCCCGGGCAUUUCAAGAGGCUAUGGAGUUGUAUGCUGAUGCAGGGCACAUCUUCCUUCGCGUGGGUCGGUCGUGCCCAAGUGGUUCGAUGCAGAAUGCGUUGAAAAUGGAGGCCUUCUCGUUGCUGACACAAGCGGAGCGCUUAGCACGAUGGAUCGAGAACUCCAAGUUUGCUUCAUGCCGUGAAAGCGUCGUGGAAUAUGACUCUCAGAUGAGCAUGUUGGCCGCCCCACACAUGCGGCACGUGCCAAGGUGCUCAUAUUCACAGCAGACACCAAUGCCAGGAUCAUCAGCUCCAAGACCAUAGGACUCGUAUAACUCCAUCCAUAUUCAUCACCUUAACGUUAAUCUACUGUAAGUCUUUCCA
Molecule: messenger RNA, 748 nt
Organism: Aphanomyces astaci
Lineage: Eukaryota; Oomycota; Saprolegniomycetes; Saprolegniales; Verrucalvaceae
Exons: 1
Coding region: 59-688 (209 amino acids)
Source: RefSeq, a predicted model, not a curated record